Molecule: messenger RNA, 1992 nt
Organism: Closterium sp. Naga37s-1
Lineage: Eukaryota; Viridiplantae; Streptophyta; Zygnematophyceae; Desmidiales; Closteriaceae
Source: the annotation of a GenBank genome assembly
AUGGAUCAUGAACGCGGAUUUCCUGCCACUGUUGUCCCUCUUGCUGCUGCCCUGACUGCUGCAGCCAAAUGUGCUGCUGCCCUGCGUUCUGCUGCCCUGUGUGCUGCUGCCCUGCGUUCUGCUGCCCUGUGUGCUGCUGCCCUGCGUUAUGCUGCCCUGUGUGCUGCUGCCUUGCGUUCUGCUGCCCUGUGUGCUGCUGCCCUGCGUUCUGCUGCCCUGUGUGCUGCUGCCCUGCGUUCUGCUGCCCUGUGUGCUGCUGCCCUGCGUUCUGCUGCCCUGUGUGCUGCUGCCCUGCGUUAUGCUGCCCUGUGUGCUGCUGCCUUGCGUUCUGCUGCCCUGUGUGCUGCUGCCCUGCGUUCUGCUGCCCUGUGUGCUGCUGCCCUGCGUUCUGCUGCCCUGUGUGCUGCUGCCCUGCGUUCUGCUGCCCUGUGUGCUGCUGCCCUGCGUUCUGCUGCCCUGAGUGCUGCUGCCCCACCUGCUGCUGCCCCAGCUGCUCUCUUGUCUGUUGCUGCCCUCUCGGUCGCUGUCCUCUUUGUUGCCGCGGUCUCUGUUGCACUCCUCCCAGUUGCUGACCUUCCUGAUGCAGCCCUUCCUGCUGCCCUACCUGUCGAGUUCCUCGCCGCCGAUUUCUAUGUGAUGGCCCUACAUUCUGCUGCUGAUGCUGUUGGGGCUGCUGCCGUCGCCCUUGUUGCCGCUGCCGCUGCUGCCUAUCUCCCAGCGUCUGCUGCUCCCGUCCUUGCUGCUGCCCCUGCUGUUGCUGGUGCUGCUGUUCCUCCUGCCGCCCCUGCUGCCCCUGCUGCCCCUGCUGUUGCUGUUGCUGCUGUCCCUGCUGCUGCCGUCCCUGCUGCUGCCGUCCCCGCUGCUGCCGUCCCUGCUGCUGCUGCCCCAGCUGCUGCUGCCCCAGCUGCUGCUGCCCCUGCUGCUGCUGUCCCUGCUGCUGCUGUCCCUGCUGCUGCUGCCCCUGCUGUCCCUGCUGCUGCUGCCCCUGCUGCUCCUGCCCCUGCUGCUGCUGCCCCUGCUGUCCCUGCUGCUGCUGCCCCUGCUGCUCCUGCCCCUGCUGCUGCUGCUGCUGCUGUCCCUGCUGCUGCUGCCCCUGCUGCUGCUGCCCCUGCUGUCCCUGCUGCUGCUGCCCCUGCUGCUCCUGCCCCUGCUGCUGCUGCUGCUGCUGCUGUCCCUGCUGCUGCUGCCCCUGCUGCUGCUGGCGCUGCUGCUGCUGCCCCAGCUGCUGCUGCUGCUGCUGCUGCCCCUGCUGCUGCUGUCCCUGCUGCAGCUGUCCCUGCUGCUGCUGCCCCAGCUGCUGCUGCUGCUGCUGCCCCUGCUGCUGCUGUCCCUGCUGCAGCUGUCCCUGCUGCUGCUGCCCCUGCUGUCCCUGCUGCUGCUGCCCCUGCUGCUCCUGCCCCUGCUGCUGCUGCCCCUGCUGUCCCUGCUGCUGCUGCCCCUGCUGCUCCUGCCCCUGCUGCUGCUGCUGCUGCUGUCCCUGCUGUUGCUGCCCCUGCUGCUGCUGUCCCUGCUGCUGCUGUCCCUGCUGCUGCUGCUGCUGCUGCCCCUGCUGCUGCUGCCCCUGCUGCUGCUGCCCCUGCUGCUGCUGUCCCUGCUGCUGCUGCCCCUGCUGUCCCUGCUGCUGCUGCCCCUGCUGCUCCUGCCCCUGCUGCUGCUGUUGCUGCUGCCCCCCUCCCCGUUGCCGCUGCUGCCUCCCUCCAUGUUGCUGCCGCCUCCCCCUCUGCGGCCGGUUUGACCGCCUCCCCCCUUGCCCUUGAUGUUGUUCCCCCCCCCCUUCUGGUUCGGUUGCUUCCUCCCUCCCCAUGGCUACAUCUGCCUCCUCCCCAUCCGACCCUUGCUGUUCAUGGUUCUGCCGCCCUUGCCCCACUUCCACUUGCUCACCGUCAAUUUCCUCGGACGCAUCUGUCGAGUAUGAAUAAUCUGUUUCUUCAUUGGUUAAAUCUCCUACUUCUGUCCCCGCGCCCCCCUCACCACCACCUGGGCCUUUCCUAG